CGAAGUUUGACGCACUCAAUCCAAAUUUCUAAAAAAAUCCAAGACCAUUCCCAAAAAAAAAGCCGACAAUCUGUCAAGCGCCAGCACGAAUCCCGUCCUCGCCCUCGUCCUCGCCGUAAAAGAAAAAAAAAGAACGAAACCCUAAUCCUAACCCGAACCCUUGCCGUAGAAGUUUGAAUACCUUCGAGAAUCCCCAAUCUCUCCGCUUUCCAAUGCGCGACUUCGAUGGGCGCUGCCCCGCCGGGAUCCGCCACUACGACGACGGCCGGGGGCUGGAAGUCGUAACUGGAAAGGCCUCCAUCUCCAGCCGGACGAACAUCUGCCGCCUUCCUCCGCCGCCCGGGGCGCGGCGGCGGGCGGUCGGGGGCGGGGGCGUCCUCACGUCGUCGAUGACGUCGUCGUCGUCGUCCGGUCCAGCGCCGUGGCGGGCCGCCGAUGCGGAGGCGAAGCGGCGGCGGAGGGUGGCGGGAUACAAGGUCUACACGGUGGAGAGCAAGGUCAAGUCCUCGAUCCGCAAGGGCCUCCGGUGGGUCAAGGGCCUCGUCCGCGGCUGGUGACGCCGCGGCGAUCUAGCCGGAGAGGUUGCGGAGGCCUUUUGCCUUCAUUGUGACCGAAAUGCCCUCUCUGCGAUUGGUUUAUUCCGUCUACGUGCGUCGGAGUCCGGUCACGAUAGGCGAUGGAAGGGAUGCGAACGGAUGGCGCGGGUGUAAUAUGGGGGCAUUUGUUCCGGUUA
This is a messenger RNA of Phoenix dactylifera (date palm), 733 nucleotides long. NCBI's taxonomy places the organism in Eukaryota, Viridiplantae, Streptophyta, Magnoliopsida, Arecales, Arecaceae. The record is from RefSeq and is a predicted model, not a curated record.